Tachyglossus aculeatus (Australian echidna) is the source of this 3554-nucleotide messenger RNA. RefSeq names its product karyopherin subunit alpha 4 (gene KPNA4). Gene Ontology annotation, biological process: NLS-bearing protein import into nucleus. The transcript is spliced from 17 exons. Gene Ontology annotation, cellular component: nucleoplasm; cytoplasm; nucleus. Gene Ontology annotation, molecular function: protein binding; nuclear import signal receptor activity. NCBI's taxonomy places the organism in Eukaryota, Metazoa, Chordata, Mammalia, Monotremata, Tachyglossidae. The record is from RefSeq and is a predicted model, not a curated record. The coding region runs from base 101 to 1666 and encodes 521 amino acids.
GGAGGAGGAGGAAGAGAGGCGUCGUCCCGGCGGUUGGGGCGGAUCCCGCGGGGCUCGGCCGGCCGGGGCGGGGGGAGGGGAAGGAGUCGCCGGCCCGACCAUGGCGGACAACGAGAAGCUGGACAACCAGCGGCUGAAGAAUUUCAAGAACAAAGGCCGGGACUUGGAGUCUAUGAGAAGACAGCGAAAUGAAGUUGUUGUCGAGUUAAGGAAGAACAAAAGAGAUGAACAUCUCUUGAAGAGAAGAAAUGUACCACAUGAAGAUAUCUGUGAAGAGUCUGAUAUCGAUGGUGAAUUCAGAGUGCAAAAUACCUCUCUAGAAGCAAUUGUACAGAAUGCUUCAAGUGACAACCAAGGAAUCCAGCUAAGUGCAGUUCAGGCUGCUAGAAAGCUUCUGUCCAGUGAUCGCAAUCCACCAAUUGAUGACUUAAUAAAAUCUGGAAUAUUACCGAUUUUAGUUCAUUGUCUUGAAAGAGAUGACAACCCUUCCUUACAGUUUGAAGCUGCAUGGGCUUUGACAAACAUUGCAUCUGGAACCUCGGAACAAACACAGGCUGUAGUUCAAUCCAAUGCUGUGCCACUAUUUCUGCGACUCCUGCACUCUCCCCAUCAAAACGUUUGUGAACAGGCAGUUUGGGCCUUAGGGAAUAUCAUAGGUGAUGGACCCCAGUGUAGAGAUUAUGUCAUAAGUCUUGGAGUGGUGAAGCCUCUGCUUUCCUUCAUCAGCCCAUCUAUUCCCAUAACAUUUUUAAGAAAUGUUACUUGGGUCAUGGUCAAUUUAUGUCGCCACAAAGAUCCACCACCGCCAAUGGAAACCAUUCAGGAGAUACUUCCUGCCCUCUGUGUUUUAAUUCACCAUACAGAUGUAAAUAUAUUGGUAGAUACCGUCUGGGCCCUGUCUUAUCUAACCGAUGCAGGAAAUGAGCAGAUACAGAUGGUAAUAGAUUCUGGAAUAGUUCCUCAUUUGGUUCCUCUGCUCAACCACCAGGAAGUUAAAGUUCAGACUGCUGCACUUAGAGCUGUGGGCAACAUCGUGACCGGCACUGAUGAACAGACCCAAGUAGUUCUGAACUGUGAUGCUCUUUCACACUUCCCAGCACUUCUGACUCAUCCCAAAGAAAAAAUUAAUAAGGAAGCAGUAUGGUUCCUAUCUAACAUCACCGCAGGAAAUCAGCAACAAGUUCAGGCAGUCAUAGAGGCUAACCUCGUACCAAUGAUAAUACACCUUUUAGAUAAGGGUGAUUUUGGCACUCAGAAAGAAGCUGCUUGGGCUAUAAGUAACUUAACCAUCAGUGGAAGGAAAGAUCAAGUGGCGUAUCUUAUCCAACAAAAUGUUAUCCCACCCUUUUGUAACUUGUUAACAGUAAAAGAUGCUCAAGUUGUGCAAGUGGUGCUGGAUGGAUUAAGUAAUAUAUUAAAAAUGGCUGAAGAUGAGGCAGAAACCAUAGCCAAUCUUAUAGAAGAAUGUGGAGGUCUGGAGAAGAUCGAACAGCUUCAAAACCAUGAAAAUGAAGACAUCUACAAACUUGCUUAUGAAAUCAUUGAUCAGUUCUUCUCAUCAGAUGAUAUUGAUGAAGAUCCUAGCCUUGUUCCGGAGGCAAUACAAGGUGGAACGUUUGGGUUCAAUUCAUCUGCCAAUGUACCAGCGGAAGGGUUCCAGUUUUAGAAAGAUGUUUUGGAAGUUAGGUACAAUGCAGCACUGAUAUUUAACAAAAAAAAAAGUUUGAUCCAUCAUGCUUGGCUCAUGGGAUCUGCUGCUGCAUUAAAUCGGGGAAAGAAAAUGUGAAGAUUUCAUUUGGAAUCCCAGAAAAGCCCAAAUGAAGUCAAGGUGGCGAGUGGGUGCGAGUGAGAAUGAGUGGCAAAAUGUAACGAAAAACUUCACACGAAUGCUUAUUUAGGUUGUUCAAAGUCAAAAGGGCUACAGGUCCAAGAUCAUCAAUGCCUGAGAAGGAGCGUUGACUUAGUAGAGCAGUUGGUGGGGGGACAGUGUAGUAACUCUCAUCUUCGGGCCUUGUAAGCCUCCAAGAGAGAGUAGGAUGCCCUCUAAGUCUAAGGGGAAUGAGCCCAGGCCUUGCUAUGAAGCACUGUGUGAGUGGACAACAUUGAGUGAAUGUCUGGUCGCGAAGCUGUGGAGCCAGGCUCAUCUUUCCAAUCUAGGGCUUUUCACUCGUGAAGCGGAUUCCUAGCCCUGGAGUGGCGUGUGUACGAGAGUAUGGUUGUGGUGCUGUCUGUGAACGCAUGCAAGCUUGAAUCGCCUUCAGGGGGCUGACGACAAACCUAACCAAUCAUCAAAGCGAGAUCAUAAGUGUUAACUUACACUGGACAUGAAAACAAAGACCGGUUUAGCAGCAGACUUUGGUUUACUCCUGCAGCCUGUGUUUCCUUUCCUUUUUUUUCCUUUUUUUUUUUUUUUUUUAAAGUUGUUUUUAAUUUCUUUACCUAGUACGGCUUUAGUUGCUUGUCGAGUCAGAAAACUUUUCAGGAAGGCUUCCCUGUGCAUUUGCACCAGAUGAGUGUUUGAUGUUAUGAAAAGCUUUUCCAUAUCAUCAAAACUAAUUUGUGUAGACUUUUGCAUGAAAAAAAACCAUAUAAAUUUCCCUCAAAAUAGACUGUGUUGCAGUACGCACAAGUCGCCAUAAUAGUAGGAAACAGUAAAAUGUGCUUUAAAAGCCAUCCUUUUCAUUUUCAGAGAUAACAUAAAAAGAUCUUUGCAUGUGGUAAUCUACGGCAUAGUUCAUUUCUAGAUUUUGUUGAGUCCUGUAAAGAAGAAGAAGAAGAAAAAAAAAAAAAAGUUUCAGUUGUGGUAGAAUACCGUGCUGUGUUUAAAUGUUACUUGUUUUCAAACUUUGUUUUCUAUGAAAAUGAUAUGGAAACUUCUAAAAUGAAAUUUGGUGCAUAUGUACUGCCGAAUAAAGACCGAUGAAGAGGUGUGAAUAGAUGUACAAAUCAAGUAAUGGUUUGAACACCUUUAAUAAUAUGCCUAAUCUGUUCAAUUGUUUUAGAAUCUUUUUAUCUUAGAUGUAGGCAGCCAUGAACAAUCUAUUUUGAGCCACUUUAGGGAGAACACUUUGUAUUUUUAAAACUUGCAUAAAAGGCAUGCAAGUGGUUUUUAUAAAUUGGAAUAAUACCUCAGUUUUGAGGUUCUGCACACUAAAUUAAUGGGACAUGAAAAAAUUUGUACAAAAAGGAGAACUCUUUAUAAGGUGGCUCAUUGUAGGAAAUCCUGUGCCUUCCCCUUUGAGCACAAGUGUUGCAUGAACAACAGUUUGCUAUAAGAAACAUACCAGAUUAGCCACCAUUAGCAUCUAUAUCUACUUUGUGUUGAAAAAUCAACUGGUAAUUCUGAAACACUGUAGAAUGGAUAAAGAUUAUUUUGUGAUCAUAAUUCUUUGUUGGACUAGAGUAUUUUUGCAGCAUUCCUUGUCAUCCGAAACGUGGUUAAAGUUGAAAACUAGAAGCAGCAGAAAACUAGCUUGUAAAAUUUAUCCAAGUAGAAUUCAGGCUAGGGCUGUCUUGGGGAAAUAAACAUUAAACUUAAAGCAAUGUUUUACCUA